Pseudovirgaria hyperparasitica is the source of this 521-nucleotide messenger RNA. RefSeq lists its product as uncharacterized. Lineage: Eukaryota; Fungi; Ascomycota; Dothideomycetes; Acrospermales; Acrospermaceae. The transcript has 2 exons. The record is from RefSeq and is a predicted model, not a curated record. Bases 174 to 440 code for a protein of 88 amino acids.
UGCGACGUCCCCGCAAUACUGCAACACCGCUAGGCGUUAGCAUCUUGAAUGAUUCUCAAAGGUUCUUUCCUUCUUGCCUCCCUUCCGGAUACUAUGGAUCACAUCGUCGAUAAUCUAAGCACCCGCAACUUGACUCGUUUCGUCGACCUGGAACCCGGACUUAGGAGAAAAGCAUGGCAUUGACCUGGAUACCGCGUACAACUGGGUAUGGCGCGACCUUAUCACUCUCUUUUGCCGCAACAUGCUCUAUAGACGUCGGUUUGCCGCGAAUGACGAUUCAACUACUACCUAGGUGUAUAGAUACAAGCACCGUCGCGUCCGAUAAUCUGCAUGCACCAAACAUGACGUAUGCGGGGAAGCUUUCUCGCUGUCGGCCAGCACCAAUCAGGACGUGGAGCUAUGGUGUGAUAUUCAACACUUAUAACAACGCCUCUGCAUAACAAACAUCGUCCGAUCCUGAGUCUUCGAUACAACGCAAUCUCGCUCUGCCACCAUCCUUCCUGCUUUGCUCACCAAACCUA